Molecule: messenger RNA, 1435 nt
Organism: Poeciliopsis prolifica (blackstripe livebearer)
Lineage: Eukaryota; Metazoa; Chordata; Actinopteri; Cyprinodontiformes; Poeciliidae
Product: zinc finger protein ZFP2-like
Exons: 2
Coding region: 312-1103 (263 amino acids)
Biological process (GO): regulation of transcription by RNA polymerase II
Cellular component (GO): nucleus
Molecular function (GO): DNA-binding transcription factor activity, RNA polymerase II-specific; RNA polymerase II cis-regulatory region sequence-specific DNA binding
Source: RefSeq, a predicted model, not a curated record
AGUAAGGCGCUAGCGUUAGCUUUCAGUUUCUUUGUGCUAUCAUCGCUAACAGGAUGGUUUUUGUUGUGUGAGCUGAAUAUUUUACUGGCUAUAGUGACAAAUAUCUUCUAUUCUUCUGCACAGAGAGCGAAUAUCUACCGCCGUCAAAGAAAUAUUCAACAACCUCGAGCUUUAGGAGGAAGAGAUGAUCGGCAUCACAUCGGGCUUUCUGCAGCAUCACAUCGGUUCCCACCUGACAGGUUCUGGCUGAUCAUCUGCUUGGAACAGAGAAGAAGAACUAUUGUUGAGAAAAUAUCCCAAACACGGUAGAAAUGAAGGAGGAACCAGAACCUGUGCAGGUCAAAGUGGAACAUGAAGAUUUGGAAAUUGUGCAGGUCAAAGUGGAACAAGAAGAUUUGGAAAUUGUCCAGGUCAAAGUGGAACAAGAAGAUUUGGAAAUUGUCCAGGUCAAAGUGGAACAUGAAGAUCAAUGCAGUGAUCAAGAUGAACAGCUUGCAGUGAAACAGGAGCCUGAAACAUUUACAGUGACUCCCACUAAUGAGCAAACAGGCAACAGUGAACCAGAAUCAAGCAGAAAUAAAGAUCUGGAACCAGAGAAGAGACACCAGGACAACAGAAAUCACACAGAAAAUGUAGAACUGGAAGACAAUGCACAACUAAAAAGGUGCAGAAACACCCUGUUGUCUUGUGACAUAUGUGGUAAAUUGUUAUCUUCAUGUCAACAGCUGACUGUGCAUAUGAGAGCUCACCCAGGAGAGAAGCCUUUCUCAUGUCUGACAUGUGGAAAAGGCUUUAACUGGAAAUCUUCCUUAUCUAUGCACUUGAGAACUCACACACGUGAGAAACGGUAUGAUUGUAAAUUGUGUGACAAAUCUUUCAUACGAAGUAGUGAUCUGACUUGUCACAUGAGAACUCACACAGGUGAGAAGCCAUAUUCUUGUCAGUGGUGUGAUAAAUCUUUCAGACAGACUUGUGAUUUGGCUCGUCAUCUUCGAACUCACACUGGUGAGAAGCCUUAUUCUUGUGAACUAUGUGACAAAUCUUUUAGACAACGCAGCAAUUUGGCGCGUCACCUUAGGAUUCACUCAAGUAACAACCCGUAAUUCAGUUUCAUUCAGUUUUUAUUAUGUCUGUAAACAACAAAUGUCAUCUCAAGCUGCUUUCCAGGACAUAUUUUUGUACAGAAAUGUAUAGUAAAAUCAACUAAUUUCAUAUAGAUUAAAAAUGACUUUUAUACAAUCCAUUUCAAUGAUACUUAUAAAGCUCUUAAAAAUGCUUGGAUGACUUUUCUGUUUCUUCAUUCUCUGCUAAUUAGCAUCUACAUGGAAUUGGUGUGCGUAUGUAUACUUCCAUAACUUUCACAUUUAUUCAGAAUUUAACUUUCAUCCAUGUUGGCGAUGUACAAAUUGUGCACAUUAAAGUAGUUGAUACAUAA